Messenger RNA from Cyclopterus lumpus (lumpfish), 3896 nucleotides. RefSeq names its product integrin alpha-V-like. Gene Ontology annotation, cellular component: external side of plasma membrane; integrin complex. Lineage: Eukaryota; Metazoa; Chordata; Actinopteri; Perciformes; Cyclopteridae. The record is from RefSeq and is a predicted model, not a curated record. Gene Ontology annotation, molecular function: integrin binding. Gene Ontology annotation, biological process: cell-cell adhesion; integrin-mediated signaling pathway; cell adhesion mediated by integrin.
ACAGCUGGGUGAUGUGACACUCUUCCACACGCACGGUCUCACUCCUCCGCGGCCUCUCUCCGGGCUCCUUCCCGUGUUUCUGCUGCUUCUAUCGGCGUAAAGAACAGGCUCCCCCGCCGCCGCUCAGAACCGGACAGAACUCGCUCCAGAAGGUUCGGAACCAGCCCGGUGUGGAGCAGCAUGGCCGCGGCACGGACCGCGCUCGGUCCGCUCGUCCUGCUCUGCUUGUGGUUCCGUCGCGGCGGCUCCUUCAACCUGGAGGCGGACAACCCGGCCGUGUUCUCCGGGCCGGAGGGCAGCUACUUCGGCUUCUCCGUGGACUUCUUCAGCCCCCCGAACAAGAAGCAGUCAGAUGUUCUGGUGGGCGCUCCCCGGGCGAACACCUCCUCCCCUAGCAGCGUGGAGGAGCGAGGAGCGGUGUACAGCUGUCCCUGGAAGAGCUCCGCCUCCUGCCAGCAGCUGCAGUUCGACAGCACAGACGACAGGAGGAAUGCAGACGGAGCUCAGAUGGAGUUUAAGUCCAAGCAGUGGUUCGGUGCCACAGUACGAUCUGACGGAGAGCACAUCCUGGCCUGCGCUCCUCUGUAUCAGUGGUCCACCUUCGGCGUCUCGGAGCGAGAGCCGGUGGGAACGUGUUACCUGAAGAAGGGGAGCACGGUGGUGGAGUACUCGCCCUGCAGAUCAAGUGCCAACUCACCUGAGGGGCAGGGCUUCUGUCAGGCCGGCUUCAGUGUCGACUUCCUGAAGAAGAACAACCGAGUGGUGGUGGGAGGACCAGGCAGCUUCUACUGGCAGGGUCAGCUGAUUUCUGACGACGUCGCUGAGAUCUUCUCCCAGUUCAACAGGAAGUACAUGACUCCGUACGCCAGCACGCUCGCUACCAAGUCAGCCAGCGCUCAGUACGACGACAGCUACCUGGGAUAUUCGGUGACGGUCGGAGAUUUCAACGAUGACGGGAAUGAAGAUUACGUGACCGGAGUCCUCGAGGAGAAAAAGGCGCUGGGUUAUGUGAACAUCUUCGACGGCCAGAGCAUGGAGUCCAUGAUGAACUUCACAGGAACUCAGAUGGCGGCCUACUUCGGACACUCAGUGGCUGCUACGGAUGUUAAUAAUGACGGGCUGGUGGAUCUGUUGGUGGGAGCUCCUCUCUUCAUGGACAGAGGGUCCAAUGGGAAGCUGAGGGAGGUGGGGCAGGUGUCGGUGUACCUGGGUCGAGGUGGAUUCUCCUUCCAUCCCCCUCAGAUGCUCACAGGGUCGGAGGUUUACGCCAGAUACGGCUCUGCCAUCACAGCGCUGGGAGACCUGGACAUGGACGGAUACAACGAUGUGGCCAUCUCUGCUCCUUAUGGAGGUCCCGAUCGUUACGGCCUGGUCUACAUCCACAAUGGUCGUCCUCAGGGUCCUAACUCCUCCCCCUCUCAGGUCCUCCAGGGAAAGUGGGCGUCCAGCUACAUGCCUGCUAGCUUCGGAUACUCCAUGACUGGAAAUACUGACAUAGACCAGAAUGGCUAUCCAGAUUUAAUAGUGGGCGUGUUCGGAGCAGACAAAGCUGUUUUAUACAGAGCUCGUCCAGUGAUCAGUGUGAAUGCCACGUUGGACAUCACGCCUCAGAUCAUCAACUUGGAGGAGAAGACCUGCGAACUUCCUAACACCUCCACUCUGGUGUCCUGCUUUACGGUGAAGUACUGUCUGAAGGCCAGCGGCCGUGGAGCUCCAGCUACUCUCAAUUUCCGCGUGGACCUCCUGUUGGACCGCUCGAAGCCGAAGGACACUAAACGCGUCCUCUUCCUGCACAGUCAGACGGUCCAGUUCUCCAAGAACAUGACGGUGCUCAACGGGAAGGUUCCGGCCUGCGAGGAGCAGAGCGUCUUCCUUAGGGACGACCGAGAGUUUCGUGAUAAGAUCACUCCCAUCUCCGUGGUGAUGGAGUACAGUCUGGACUACCAGCAGGCCGCAGACCAAACCGGGCUGCUUCCUAUCCUCGACAUGUCGGCUCCUUCCAACGUCACCAAGCAGGCCCACAUCCUGUUGGACUGUGGCGACGACAACAUCUGUAAGCCUGACCUGCGGUUGACUGUGACGAGCGACCGCAAGCAGAUCUUCAUCGGAGACGACAACGCUCUGACUCUGGAGAUCAGCGCGGAGAACCAGGGAGAGGGCGCCUACGAGGCCGAGCUCCACGUGUUCCUCCCUCAGCAGGCCGACUUCACCGGAGUGGGCCGCAGCCAGACCCUCAGCAGGUUGUCCUGUGCUUACAAGAAGGAGAACCAGACCAAGAUGGUGGUGUGUGACCUGGGAAACCCCAUGAAGGGAGGAACCAAGGUGCUGGCGGAGUUGCGCUUCAGCGUGCACCAGCUGUCGGAGGAGGACACCUCGGUGAAGUUUGACGUGCAGAUGGUCAGCUCAAAUCAGUUCGACAACACGAGUCGUCUCGUCUCCAGCAUCACCAAGCUGGCGGUCCGCGCUGAGAUCUCCUUGAGAGGGACGUCGUCUCCAGGUCAGGUGCUGCUCCCCAUCGCCAACUGGAAACCUAAGGAGCCUCCUGUGGUUGGAGACGACAUCGGACCACAGAUAGUACACGUCUACGAGCUGCUGAACAGGGGUCCCAGUACGAUAAGCAAGGCGGCGCUGGAGGUGGAAUGGCCGUACCAGUACAAGAACGGGUCGCUGCUCUACAUCACCAGAUUCGACACGGACGGGCCGAUCAACUGCACCACGGACGUCGAGAUCAACCCGCUCAACGUGUCCACGAACCCGCUGUCCUCGGGGAAGAACACCAGCGGGGUUCCACCCAGAGAACGAGAGAUGGAGGGACGGAACCGAAACCACGUCCGCAAGAGAGACCUGGAGUCCAGAGACACACAGAACGACCUGCAGACACUGGACUGCAGCACAGCUGAGUGUCUCCGGAUCAGAUGUCAGGUGGGUCGUCUGGAGAGGAGGAAGAACGCCAUCCUCUUCAUCUACUCGCGACUGGCCGUCAACAACUUCCUGAGGACGGAGAACCAGAAUCGCUCCUACGUGGUGCGCUCCACGGUGUCCUUCAGUGUCAUCGAGAUGCCGUACAAGAACCUGGUGUCGGAGCUCCCGUCCAACAGCACGACCGUGAGCGUGUCCGUGAUGUGGGUGGCCGACAUCCCCCCUCCGGUGCCCGGUUGGGUCGUGGCUCUGGCCGUGCUGGCGGGUCUUCUGCUGCUGGCGCUGCUCAUCUUCGUCAUGUACAAGCUGGGUUUCUUUAAGAGGGUCCGCCCCCCCCAGGAGGACUGCACCGAGAAGGAGCAGCUGCAACCGGAAGAGAACGGGAACACGGACGCCUAGAGGCAAAGAGACAGAGAGACAGAGAGACAAAGAGACAAAGAGACAGAGACAGAGAGACGGAGACAGGGAGACAGAGAGAUAAUGGGACAAAGAUACAGAGAGAUAAUGAGACAAUGGGACAAAGAGACAGGGAGACAAAGAGACAAAGAUACAGAGAGACAGGGAGACAAUGGGACAAAGAUACAGAGAGACAUAGAGACAAUGGGACAAAGAGACAGGGAGACAAAGAUACAGAGACAGGGAGACAAUGGGACAAAGAUACAGAGAGACAAAGAGACAAAGAUACAGAGAGACGGAGACAGAGAGACGGAGACAGAGAGAUAAUGGGACAAAGAUACAGAGAGAUAAUGAGACAAUGGGACAAAGAGACAGGGAGACAAAGAGACAAAGAUACAGAGAGACAGGGAGACAAUGGGACAAAGAUACAGAGAGACAUAGAGACAAAGAUACAGAGAGACAGGGAGACAAUGGGACAAAGAUACAGAGAGACAUAGAGACAAUGGGACAAAGAGACAGGGAGACAAUGGGACAAAGAUACAGGGAGACAAAGAUACAGAGAGACAUAGAGACAAUGGGAC